AUGAUAAAAGCCUUUAAUCGAUUAUUACAAGAAAAUUAUUUUAUUGAAGAUUUAAUUCAUUAUAUUAAUAAUAUUAAUAAGAAUUACUAUCAAUUAAGAGAUUUAAUUAUGAAUGAAACAAUAUUAGUUAAUCUAUUUGAUCAAUUUACAAUUUCAUAUGAAAAUUUAAUUAAUGAUUUCAUCUAUUUGAAUAAACAACUUUGUUAUUAUUUUGAUAAUUAUGGAUCUGAUUUGGAUAAACAAAUAUUGAAUAAUUUAAAUACUUCUCAUGAAAAAAUUCAAUUUCUUAUACAAUUCAUUGAAAAACAAAUUUUAAAUAAAAUUAAUUCGAAUUUCUUAGAUCGAAAACAAGAAGAUAAAAUUCAUCGAUAUAUUUCAUUGAUUGCAUAUUUAAUUACUUUUAUUAUUGUAUGUAUUACAAUCAUUCCAUUGAUUUUUAUUAUUAUUAGAAUCUUUUUACAAUGGAAAAAUGAACAAAAUAUUCAACAGAAUGUUGAUAAAGACGAUUCUUUGCAUAUUAAAAACGAUAAUCAACAACAUUAUCCCAUGAAUGUGAUGAGUAACGACACAGUAUCUGAUCGAAAGCAAUCGGAUGAAGUAGAAAACGACUGGAGAAGUACAAAUAAUAGGAAUUCUAAUUCAUCGUCUUAUAUUGAUCAAAUCCAAAAUAAUAAAUCUCAAGAUCAUCAUACUACUCGUUUAUUUCUUUUUUCACUACGUAUUGUUUUUGCUUUUAUAACAAUAUUAUUAGUAAACUUGUCUCUUGUUACUGGAUUUUUGUAUGGUCUUGAUAGUAUAGUACAUGGUUCUUGUCAAUUAGUACAUUAUAAUCAACCAUUUCUUAUUUCAAUUUCAACAAAUAAUUUUUUAAAUCAGAUGAAUAAUUUUGAUAUAAAUGCAACAAUUUUAAAUAUAAUUAAUGAUUGUAAUCAAAAUAUUCAUUUUAGUGAAAUUUUCUUUAAAAAUUCUUAUAUUCACUUAAAUAAUCAAUUAAGUUCUUCAAUAAAAGAUAUUAAUAAAAAAGUUUUUCAACAAUUUUCAAGUGUUAAUAAUAAGAUUAAUAUAACAGCAGAUCUUGAUUUAUUAAUUAAUAUAGCUAACUUAAACAGUCUAACCAAUAUUGUAAAUCAUCUUAAAUAUAUUAAAAAUGAUUUCCAGCAAAUUCGCCAAAUAUUUAACCAAAUUCUUACAUCUAAUCCACUAUUACUACCAAAUUUUACCAAAGAAAUAUACAAUGAUUUUGAAAAUUUUGCCAUUAAAGUAAUUCAAUCAAGUAUUGAUCCAUGUCCAUUACCAAUAGAUGUUCUACUAAAAAUGGAUCAAUUAAUUUGUCAUCAUACAGCAAAGACAAUAAAUGGUGUAUGGCUUAAAAUAUUUUUAUUUAUGUUCCUUGUUGUAUUUGGUCUUUAUAUUUUUGGUAUAUACGUUUAUAAACAAUAUGAUUAA
Molecule: messenger RNA, 1446 nt
Organism: Rotaria sp. Silwood1
Lineage: Eukaryota; Metazoa; Rotifera; Eurotatoria; Philodinida; Philodinidae
Source: the annotation of a GenBank genome assembly